UUGGAUGCAAAAGAUAAUCUAUAUUUCAACGUUUCCCAUCAGGUAUGUAUAGAACUGACUAUAAAACAGCUGAACAUAUCUUGAUAUAUUUGGAAAGCAUUUUUAGACUUUUGGGAUUAUUUUUGUUCCUAUCAGGGUGAUUUUGUUGUCCUUGCUGCUGAAUCGUCUGCAAAUGGUAUGACACGUAUUUCCUCAUUGCAUAUAUAUCAUAAGUACAAAUGGACAACUUGCAUCGGUUAGGCCAAAAUUUAAUCUAAGUAAAGAGAACGGAAUCAAACACCAUAGCUAACAAGAACAUAAUGAAAUUAGUAAAAUUGCAAAAUUUGGUUGCGAAAUGUUGUAAAGCUUGGAAAAUAUAGUCUUGCAAAGUUUUCAAAUUUUGUAUAUGUUUGUAUUACGUGCGGAAAUUAUUACCUUUUUCGGCUCAAAAAUGGUAACAAUUUCCGCACGUAUACAAAAACAUAUACAAAAUAUUCAAACUUCGCAAGGCUAUAUUUUCCAUGUUUUACAACAUUUCGUAACCAAAUUUUGCAAUUUUACUAAUUUUAAUAAGUUUUUAUUAAAUUUACUUUUUUUGCCUAGAUCAAAAAUUAGUCUAACGUGCAAGUUGUUUAUUGGUUCACGAAUAUAUAUGUAUAUCAUUAAUUAAUAAUAACAAUUGGUAAUUAUAAUUAAUAUAAUAUAUACUUUCGUUUUAGUUGGGAUUGAUGUUAUGAAGACAGAAAUUAAGGGUGUGCACUAUCAUAAUAUCAUUGUUUUUGUUGUGCUUUAGAGUCUAGACACGUUUGUUACUUUAUUCGCAUAUCAGAUUCUCUCUUUAUAUCAAUUUUACAUCAUGCAUGCAUGAUAUUUUCCAUGUAUAUAGGUAAUCAAACAGUGGCAGAAUUCUUCCACACGAUGAGACGUCAAUUUACUUCUUAUGAAUGGCAAACUAUAAAGCAACGUCCUUCUGAACGAAAGCAGUUAGAAAUGUUUAUGAGACAUUGGGUUGGUAGGGUUUUUACGGCGUAUAUAAUUAUAAUAAUUUGAUAUGUCGUUUUGGGUGAUGUGAGAUCUCAAAAAUAGACAAUCUAGUACCUUUUAAUACGAUAAUACAACAAAGUCAGCCUAGACCAUGCCUUUACUCGGCUAGCUUUGGCAGGUUUGGUACAUCCUCGUUCCCAGGGCGCCUCGGCUGGCUUACGUUGGCAGCCGAACCCUGGGGUUGAUGGGUUUGGUCAAUUUCGGGCUAGCAUUUGGUCCCAGUCUUCUCAUGUGAAAAAGCGCUGAAUAUUAAAAAUAAGAAUAAAAAUAAAGAUAGAAGGCCUAUAUAGGUCUAGGCUGCAUCAAAGUCUCAUCAAUCGCAUGCAUGCAGAUUAUAAACUAUAUGGCAACAAUUCUCUUCCAUUAUAGUAAAGCCGAACUCUUUGUCUUCAUGCAUAGAAAACUCUGCAAGAAUGUGCAAAAUGCAUGUUUUCAUAUAUUCUUGAUUUGCACUUGACAUCAUGCGGCCAUGUUGGGAGGAACGCUAACAAAAAACUGAAUAUCAUUAGUAGGUAUUAUAUUAUAUAUAUAUAUAUAUAUAUAUAUAUAUAUAUAUAUAUAUAUAUAUAUAUAUAUAUAUAUAUAUAUAUAUAUAUAUAUAUAUAUAUAUUGGCUUAUAAGAUUUCUUCAGACAUAAAAAAUACACAAAGUGUAUUAUCCAAACGUUUCGCGUAUUACGGCUUCUUCAGUGGAAUGUUUUUACAAUAAUAUUUCCUCCUAUUUAUAUAAAACUAAUUAAAAUGUUUCAAGUCUCCAUCAAGUCUCCAGAAUGUUUCUGGAGACUUGAUGAACGGUUGUACUGGCAGAAUAAUUAGUGUUUGAAUUAUUUUAAUCUAUUAACAUUGUAUAGUAUUUUAAACUAGCCUACGGGACAAUAAAUCAAUUGCAUGUUUUGCAUGUUUUCAUAUACAUUAGCAUACUUAUUGUAAAUUUAGUAUUUUAAUUAGUUUUAUAUAAAUAGGAGGAAAUAUUAUUGUAAGACAUUCCACUGAAGAAGCCGUAAUAGGCGAAACGUUUGGAAAAUAUACUUUGUGUAUUUUUUAUGUAUAUAUAUAUAUAUAUAUAUAUAUAUAUAUAUAUAUAUAUAUAUAUAUAUAUAUAUAUAUAUAUAUAUAUAUAUAUAUAUAUAUAUAUAAUUUCAUAAAGUAAUUUCCCGUUUUUAAGAAUAAAGAGUGCUCAAUCCAAGACAAUUGUAGAGCAUAUAAUAAUAAUUUAAUAUUUUAAUACAAUUUUUCAAUUGAAUAAGUUGCUACUUUAAGUUUCAUGCAAGAAGCAAUCAUCAGGCAAUAAUAUUAAAAUAUUAAAUUAUUAUUAUAUAUAUAUAUAUAUAUAUAUAUAUAUAUAUAUAUAUAUAUAUAUAUAUAUAUAUAUAUAUAUAUAUAUAUAUAAAUUAAUCAACACAUAACGUAACGUUUCGACUUUAUUGUCUUCAUCAAAUAUAAUCUUACUUAACAGGCGAACCCAAUUUAUACCCUCCCAAUUUUGCUAAUUAUACAUAAUAUGGUUAUUUGUGAUUUACCAUACAAAUAACAAUAUCCUGUUAACUAUAAUUAACAUUGCUACGCAUUCUCUAUGUUCAAUCCCGAAGGAUGCAUUGUCUUUAGUUUACUUAUCCAAAAUGCCUCACGUCUGGUCGGUUCCGCUGGGUCAGUUUUAUCAAUUAAAACAAUCUCGCAAUCACUAAUCAAUCCAUUAUGUCCAUUACCCAAGAAAUGUUGAUGGAAAAACAUUUGUGUAUAAGCCUCGUUAUUAACUGCCUUUUUGUGGCAGGCUUUAUAAUUAUUCCAACGGUACCUAAAUUUAUAUAUAUAUAUAUAACUACAGACGGUACCGUUUCGGCCUAAUGGGCCUCAUCAGUGUAGUGCUGAUGAGCAGGAUGAAAGUAACUCUUAUUUAUAGUUACCUUUGAUGCCUCACGAUUGUGGGACAUCAAAACCAUGCCAGAGCGCUCAAACUGCAAACAGUGAGCGUGCGCAAUGCGUAAGCGGCAUGGCUCAUCCUGUAGAGCGCUGAAUAUGACCUAAAGGCCAUAGAGCGAUAUCUAACUACAGACGGUACCGUUUCGGCCUUAUGGGCCUCAUCAGGGUAAUGCUGAUGAGCAGGAUGAAAGUAAUCUAUAUAUAUAUAUAUAUAUAUAUAUAUAUAUAUAUAUAUAUAUAUAUAUAUAUAUAUAUAUAUAUAUAAUAUAUAUAUAUAUAUAUAUAUUAUAUAUAUUUAUGCUUGUAUGUUGCACAUAUAUAUAUAACCAUGCAUUGCAAGAUGUCGUCCUUUUAAAAUCUCUCAUUUCAAGGUCCUAUAAAAUGACACAUUCAUUUUAUUAAGACAAACCCACAUACUUUUAGAAAGGCUGUAUAUAUGCAUGCUUUCCAGUUAAGCGUUUCUCACACGUACGUUUUGCACGGAAAAGUUUAAAUCUUUCUAAAUUCUAUAUAAAUACUAAAUAUCUCAACAAAUACACAUUAAGUCAUACACAAAACCAAAUGCCGUCUUUUUAUUCAUUUAAUUAUUUCUUAUUAAGAAUUUUUAAGUGGAUUUAAACUUUUCCGUGUGUGUAUACACACGUACGAAAAUUGCUUAACUUGAAAGCAGCCUUAACAAUACGGCAACAAUACACCCUUUCGAUAAUUACGUCACGCAUACUUUUUGGUCCUGGAGCCUCGCUCUCAUUAGUAAGUUACCUAAGGUGAUUGGCUCACGGUUCAUGAGAGCGAGGCUCCCAGGCCAAAUGACGUAAUUAUCGAAAGGGUGUAUUGUCCGUUCUGAACAUGUUCAGAAUAUCAGGACUUCCUACGCUACCUCGAAACAUAUAGGGCUGGAAAUAAAAUCUGAACCACUGAGAUACCUAAAAUAGUUGAAUUUGAUCUUCUAGUGCUUAAAGGAAAGUUAUGUGAAAGCUCUAGGUGUUGGUAUUGGAUUGUUGAAGAAACUUCAGUCUAUUGAAUUCCAUAUCACUCCUCAGUCUAUUGAGUUGGACAGUAAGGUCAGCUUAACUCGCCGUAUAAAAUUAAAUUAUAUUACAUUUAUUUAAUAACCAUGAUGUUUUGAAUUUAACCUAAAAUAUUACAUAAAAAUAUUACUCGACUGUGAUUGGAUCUAAAAUCAACCAAUUGAUCAGCUUAAAGCAGUCGUCAAGUAAUGGUCACAGAUUGCUUCAAGACAAAACAAAACAAACAUGGCGGCCGCGCAAAACACAAGCAAAAGUUGAGUUCGGGUGGAAAAUAUGGCAUUUAUCUUUUUUGAAAUAAAAAAGAUUUUAACUUAAACAAACUCGCAAAAGUUACAUAUUUGAGUGAAAUUUCCAUUUCUUUAUAAAUACAACUAAUACCGUACGUGCAUAUUUAUUUUAUGAAUAUAACUGCCAUAAAUAUUUUACUUCCGUCUGAAUUUCAGCCAGUCAGUUUUUGGGAAAAGCAAUAGUUACUGCUCAAAGCAAUAACUAUUGCUCAGAGUUACUGCUGAGGGAGCCAACCAGAAUGCUCAAAGGCCAUUUUUCAAUACUGAAAUUAUACUAAAUACAAGUAGGGUAUAGUGUUUUGUUUGAUCGGGUACAAUUAUGGCAACAUGUUUGUUAUCUAUUGUCGAUCCAUAUAAGCUUGGGUAUAAUUAUAGAUCGCAAAUAAGUGCAUGCAAUGACGAAGAUCAGAGCUAUAGCGAUUGAAAGUGUCGCGAAAUAAAAAACCCACCACUCAAGUACACAUUUCAAACUUUCAGACGGUGGCAAAAGAUACGAAACUUUUCUUGGACAAUAAGUUAUGUGAUGAUUGGUGUUUUGAAGAAACGAAGCUGGAUGAGGAGGUAAGUCUGAGAUGUUUUGAAGAAGAAUUUAAAAUUCGAAUAAAAUUAAAUAUUUGAAACCCUUUGGGCUAUCCCACACUUUAAACUUCAGUGGGAAGAAAAACUAAUUAGAUAUUCAGUCUUCUUUUUCUAAGAACGAACCGAUUUAUUUAAAGAGUGCUCAAGGGCUGGCUUUCGUUAUUCUAGAUCAGUGUGAGAUUUAAACAAAGGUAUCUCAUUUCGCAAGAAAAAUGUUUACAUGCAUCCAUGAUAUUGUAUUUUUAGCACCAAGUGGCUGUGGCAUUACAACGUUCAAAUUUGCUUGAAGAAAACGAAGUUGUCGAGUAAGUCGUAUCUGAUGAUUAUACGGAAUACGAAAAUCCACUAAUUUUCAAAUAAUGUGAUGAACUGUUUCUUUCACAAAUAUUUUGAAGCGCAGGUUUUCAAUUUGAAUAAAUUUUAUCUUUUUUUUCCAAGAUUGGGAAACUAUACAGUAAAACGAAAUAUUUCGGCAUUCUUGUAUGAUGUUACGCUAACAUUGUUGGGUCUGUUUGAACGGGCCUUUAUGCAAUUAUAUAAGUUUUAAAUUUGUUUAUAAGCUUACUAUAUAGAAAUGUUUUAUAGAAAUGGAUCAUUCACGAUAUUAACUAUCGGUGAUUUACUUCCACUUUCCAUCCCUAUCUCAUCUUUGGACGAACAGUUAUGGAAGACAUUUGAGACAAAAAGAGAAAGUCCCUGGAAAAGGUGAAAGACAAGGAAAACGUAUAUAUAUAGUUGUCGUCAGCCUGGAAAGGAGAGGAGUCUGACUUUUCCCGAGUUAGUAUAGUUGACGAUUGUCAACAAUAAAUCUACAUCACGACUGCAUGACACUGAACCACCAAUUUAAAUUAAGACUUUGGACUAAAUUGAAGGAUUGCAUGUGCUCAGAAAUAUGUUGAAAUUCUCAAUGGCAACGUUCAUUUGGAAAGAAACAGUAUAUAUGUGAAUACUGUAAUAUGUGUUGCUACUCUACCCAAGCUUUUAAGCUUUUAAUAUAUAUAUACACUUCCACUGGUGUUUGUUUUGCUAAACUGCAGGUGAAGAAGAUAGUCUUUCAAGUCCUGAAAUGUUAUGGGUCAUGAAAUCCAGCGAGCUCAAUAUAUCCCGGAAAUAUAAGAGUUUCAGCCGAUAAGCUAGUUCGGACUUCGGAGUUGCAGCUGUGAAUCCAUCCAAUGGUCGGCGAUGCACUCGUGGGCCAUUGGCAGUGAAUAUCGAAGGACAAAAUGAUGGUAGACAAAGGAUUUUAUUGAUCCAUGGCACUGAACAUUGUCGAUUAUCGAUGACAUAUACGAGAGGAAGGCUUUGAGGGCAAUUUCAAACGUCGAACUUUUCAUGCUAUGCCUAUGGCCAAAAAUAUGACUAUGAGUACGAGUUCAAACAAAAGUUUAGGUCAUUUACAUUAUAUUACGCACAUGAGAAUUCAGACGUCUGAAACUGGUCUUAUUUUAUUAAAUAUGCAAAAUAGCCUUUUUAGAACAAGAAUUAAUUGGCUACCCACUGUGUCCCUGCCACUUUUUCAAUGUUUUUUUUUAUUUUAGUAACUUUAUAUAGUGUUCUCUUGUAAUCUUGUAUACUUAUUAUGUAUGGCGAAGCUGAUAAAUUCAGAAUUUUUGGACCGCGUCGGCUUGCUCAUGUUAAAAAAAUAUUCCAUUAUUACUAAGUAAGACAAAAUGUGCCAGACCGCUUAAAAAAUAAUAAAAUAAUAAUAAUAAUAGUGUAAAACAUGAAUGGAUAUUUGAAUGAUUCAUUUAAUUGAUAUAUAUGUUACGACUCAUUGACGCUCCUGUGCAUGCUCAGUCGAAACUGUCUGAACUAAAAUAUUUAUGAUUUAUAUAUAGUAAAUGGCUACACAUGCAGAAACAUGGAAAGAUAUAAAUUUGCGCUGAUAGUUCAAUAUUAUUUGCAGACUUGUUUGCAACUUCUCAGGUUUUUGGGGUUUUUUUUUGGGGGGGGGGAGGGCAUUGUCGAUUGAACGACAUACUAUUGAACGGUUUUUACAUUUAUUUAGACCUAAUGGCCAGGAGCAUACAUGCCAGAGGGCCUAUAUAUAUAGUCGCAUUUUCUGCAACUGUACUCCUGCAUGUCUAUAUAUAAUAUAGAUCUAUUUAACAAGUAUAGAUAAGAUUUUGCCGUUGUCUGUUCAGUUAUAGAUACACAGCAUGACGUCAUAAUGUCGUGGUUUUAUAUGUGAUAUAAAAUCAUGUUAAUUUACAUAAGCUUUAGCUUUGAUUUUCUCGGUUUAGACAAAGUUUAUUUUAAAAAUUACUUCGCUAAUGUACUCAUCAGAAGAUGGGUCGUUUUUUUAAGCUAUUUAAAGCACUCGUAGGAGUGUUUUAUCACAUAUAAAACACUCCGCUACGCGUCGUGUUUUAUAUGUGAUAAAACACUCCUACGCGUGCUUUAAAUAGUACAUAAUACAAAGAAAAACCCCGAAUUAAACAGGUAAAUAUAAUGCUUGUGAUGUUACUCUGAGUGUAUAUCCACACUGGGCAAGCUUGAAAAAUAUGCCAGGCCACGGUGGGAAUCGAACCUACGAAUCAAUGGACCAUUUGCAUUAUAGACUAAAUUUUGAUCUAGAAAAAAUUAGUAAUAUUCCAAAGUUUCGUUGCGAAAUGUUGUAAACUGCGGAUAAUAUAGCCUUGCGAAGUUUGCCGUUUUUCAGUCAUUUUGUAUUACGCACGGGAAAUUGACAGCCCAAUCGGGUGUUGGUGCAUCAAUUUCCCGUUUGUAAUACAAAAUGACUGAAAAUUGCAAAUUUCGCAAGGCUAUAUUAUCCGUAUUUUACAACAUUUCGCAAUAAAACUUUGGAAUAUUACUAAUUUUGUGAUGCUCUUUCAAGCUGUGAUGAAAUUUUUGUUUAGAUCAAAAUUUAGUCUAUAAUGCAAAUGGUCCAUUGGUUAGGGCGCUUCCCCGGAGUUGUAUAUAGUUGCAUUGUUUGUAGCUGCAGCUGGUUAUAGGUCUAAAUAAAUGUAUUAAAUUUCCACUCGAAAUUUGUUUGUAACUUGUAGAUCUAACACUCCGUAAACUGAUCAUAUUCUUAUACACUUUCAUUUCAACUAUAUUUUAACGGGCAUCUUCAGGAAAAUGCGAAAAGCUUUCAAAUUGUCAUUAAUCGGAAAGUUGACGCAAUGUCCAUUGUUUUGUGAGUAAUCCGAUAGCACGCACGUGCACAACAUGUGUUUCAUACUUUAUAUCUGACUUAAUCGUCAUUAUAAACAUUAUAAAUAUAUUCGACUUAUAAUGCCGACAUUAUAAUUCGACUUAUAAUGCAGACAUUAUAAUUCGACUUAUAAUGCAGAUUAAAAUUGCGGAAAAGAUAGCUGAAUGCUAAGAGGAAAAGAGAACUGAAUGCGCACCGUUAAUUGAUAACCGCAUAGUCGUCUUUUUGUGCGAUGUUAUUUAAUUACUGAUGAUAUAAUGGGCACAACAUAUCAUAAUAUUAUCGCAAUAAGAUAGCGAUUUUUAUGUAGAUACAGAAAAUGAGAAACAAAGCGUAGGUGUUAAAAUAGCUUUAAAUACAACAAGAAUUGAAUUAUAGAUACAUAAAACAACGAAAUGAGAGUCGAAGCGGAAUUAGAGUAGGAAGGCCGGAAUUAGAGAAGGAAAAGAGGGACAGAAUUACGAAAAGUUUGAGUUUGGAAACUAAAAGACUUCCGCAAGUUAGGAAGUUCAUCAGAGUAGGCUUAGAAAAGUCAUCAAUCGAAACUGAGUGGCCAGUUGUUUUGAGAUGCGAAAGAAUGCUUGUGCGUGUGGGAUUAUUGCUCUCACUGCCGUCAGUCCCACGUGGGUCCAACGUUUCGUCAUUUACAACAUGGGUGUUUUCGCCUUAACAGGCAAAGAGAGUAGUAUCCCACACUUACAAGAAUCAUUUCGCACCUCCAAACCACUGGCCAUUGAUCUUCAAAAUUCCUUCUUCCUUGCGUCAACUCUGAUGAACUUCUAACUCAUGAAAGUCUUUGAAUUUCCAAACUCAAACCUUCCUAAUUAUCACCUACAAAAUUGCUAGUACCAGGCUUCACUACUUAUGCCUUAUAAUACACUCCUGCCUUCCUUCUCUGAUUCCCGCCCCCAGUCUCAUUUCAAUGUUUUUAUUACCUUGUAAUAUUAACUAUAAAUAGUAAAUUUAUUCAUAAUCCUUGAUAUACUGUAACUUUAUAUAUAUAUAUAUAUAUAUAUAUAUAUAUAUAUAUAUAUAUAUAUAUAUAUAUAUAUAUAUAUAUAUAUAUAUAUAUAUAUAUAUUUGUGUGUAUGGCUCUAUUUAAUUAAAGUAUUGGCUCUAUUUAAUUAAAGUAUUAAUGCUGGGCUCUUAUUUUUAUCAGAAGAUUACAAUCAUUACGGAUCAUUUUUAUUUCAGAAAGCCAAUGAGAAAACGUCAUCAGGUCAAGUGUAGGUAAACGUACCGUGAAAUUAAGCAGAUAUAUAAAAGCUUACAAUCCCAUUCACGUGAUAUCUAUGACGGGAAAGUAUAGAUAACCUCCAGUUCAUUUCAACUCAAGUAUCGUUCUUGCAGGUGUACGAGUGAAGAACACAGAAUGUUUCUUUAUAUAACUAUAGUUGUUGUUACACUUGUUAUCUAUUUCAAGUUUUGGAAGAAAUCGACCGACCAUAUUGUAGCGGAUAGCAGCAAGUAUGUGUUCAUAACAGGCUGUGAUUCAGGUUUUGGUCUGAAUACAGCGAAACAACUUGAUUCCCUCGGGUUCACGGUAAUUGCGACAUGUUUGACUGAUGAGGGAGAGCAAACACUUCGGAACAGUUGUAGCAAGAACUUACAUGUUAUAAAAAUGGACGUCACUGACACGAAGGAUGUUCAGGAUGCUUAUGACUAUGUCAAGAACACUAUGAAAUCAGAGAAAGGUAUACAAUCGUACUAUAGAAAACCAUAUAUAUCAUUCAGGUAGCAUUCCGUGGAUAAUUUACAGUAAUCAAAUCCAAACCUCGUGUUUGACUCCUACACGGAACCAGACACAGUACUAAAAUGCGGUGCCCCACAAAUAAAACUUUCUGAAUCCAAGUAAAAUUUAGUACACUACAUUUUAACUACAUUCCUCCUGUCGCCCGGCAGUUUGUCCGUACGCUAGGAUUAAAACUUCGCUUUAAAACCUUCAAAAUGAAGUAUUUGGGGUUCCAAAUACUAUCAAAAUGAAAAGAAAAGUGAGACGAACCAUUGGUAUACGUCCGAAAAAGAGAUAACCAACAACAUGAAAGUUAUCAAGGAUCAUACGUACUGAAUCUUUAAUUAGUUUAAUAUUUUGAGCGAGUCAACAAUACAAUUUCGCUUGUCUUUGAAAGGCCAUAAAUCGCUAGAAUACUGCUGUUUAGAUUUAUUAGAAAUGAAUUUGGCAUCCAUAAGUAACAGUGGUACUUUUUUCCAGAACCAGAGAUAAUCGUUCCUGUUAGUUUAGAGACAAACAUAUUUGAGAAUUGAGAGGGUAUUGUGUUCAAUUGUGCCAUUUGUGGGUGAACUUUCGAAGAAUCCCUCAACCUGCAAACCUUGUCUAAAUACUACCCUUAAAAUAGUAAGGCGGAAUGUUAAUUGAAUAAUUGUAAGCUUCGACGUUUCGAAACCGUUGAGCUUCCUUACGAAGGUUCCACUGGAAACGUGGCAAUUUUCUCAAUCAGUCAAUCUUAGUCUCGAUCAAAACGUCCGAGCAAUGUGAGGUUUUACAUUUCCGGCAUUUCAAUUUUUCAAUAUAACGAUGUACAUAUCGAAAUAUAGAUUUUUAUCUAUAUUUUUUUAGAUAUCUCGCAUAGAUUUUUAUCCCCAAAAUAUUUCAUUUCAGGGCAUUUCCCUGGCAUUGGGGUUCCCGUUUUCCAAAAACUUGGAACGAGGUUGAUUUAUAGCCUAUAUAGGAAGAAAAGCGGAGUAAAAAGUAAAAGAUCCUGCCCCAUAUCAUGUUAACGGCAUCGUAGAUAAUGCCGAGUGACUAGCCGUUUUCACAUUAGAAGACGGACAAGUCGUCUAGACGAACAAAUCAUCUCAAAAUCGUCUUUUGGACGAACAAAUAUCAGAUGUGAAAACGUGUCGAACAAAAUUUUAGACGAACAAGUCGAUUUUUGAGAGGCGAUUUGUUCAUCUCAGCUAGACGACUUGUCCGUCUUCUAAUGUGAAUACGGCUAAUGUUUUGGAGUUCUCUAGGAAACCUUCUUAAUUCCUGAGAAGUAAGAUUCUUCCGCAACAUGAUGAGCUGACAAAACAUCGAAAUUUUGAUGUUUUCAAGUCACAAUAGUCCCUUAGUUUGCCUACAGUUUUAUAAUCGAAACAGCUAUAGGAAUAUUUAUGUUGUAUAUUUCUUUUAAGAUCUAUGGUCAGUGAUCAAUAAUGCUGGUGUUUCUCGCAUUGGACCUCUGGAUUGGCAAACUUUGGAGGAAAUGAAAAAGAUGGCGGAUGUCAAUUUAUGGGGAUUGAUUGAUGUCACUAAAACAUUUUUACCGCUUUUAAAGAUGUCCGGUGGACAUUUAAUAAACGUCUCGAGCAUUGGAGGUAUGGUCAACAUUCUGCUACUUCCACUUUAUGUUAUAUACUCCCCAACAUUUACUGAAAUUCACAAAAGAUGAGGUACCACUAGUAGAAUGUUAUUUUCUGCUUUUUGUAUUUGUUGUAGUUUGCUGUAUGUUUGUUAGUUUGUAUUAAUAUAUUCUGUAAUGUGAUUUAUAUAUUUUUGUUUACACUAUGUGCUUUGACUAUAUUCACCUGAUUGGUUUACUUUUUGUCACAUGAUCGCUUUUGUAUACCAGUAUAAAAGGUCAUGUAAUUUUCCCGACCCCCGCUACUAAGUUCCCGACGAAGGACAUUCGCUCGAAACGUCGAAGUUAUCCUUCUAUUUUUUCAGGUAGUUGCAUCCCUAUCAACCUAAAUUUUGUUAUUACUGGCAGCAGACCGUUCAAGGGUAUAAACAGAAGGUUUAAUGAUACUGGGGUCAUGUUACGGGUUUAAGACCUUAGUUCAGUUAGUAGUGCUCCACUAGUUUCUGAAUUUCUGUUUGGUGCAAAUAAGGCAAAUAUAUUUCUUUUAGGUCGCCUCAGUCUUCCCUACAUGGGCGCAUAUUGUGCAAGUAAAUUUGCAGUUGAAGCAUUCACAGAUGCUUUACGUGUUGAGCUUUGUAACUGGGGAAUAAAGACUAUUCUUGUUGAACCUGGGUUCUUUAAAACCAACAUGAUAGAAAAGAACGUAUUAGGUUCUCAAUUGGAGCAAAUGUGGUCAAGAUUAUCUGAAGAUAAGAAGUUGGAAUAUGGCGAAGAAUUCUUGAAGAAAAGUACGUACUAUAGUUUUACUUUCAUUCAAAAUCACAACAGGUUGUUCUUACCUUAAUUACCUCAUUUACCUGCAUCGCCGGCGCAAUUUUUUCCGUAGACAGUCGGACUCCUCAUUGAUAGUCGAACGCAAUCUCGAACCCGGGGUUAGAGGUUAGGGGCGGGGUUGGGUUGGGUGGGGGACAGGAAUUAGCCUUGAUACAUUAUAAUAGGGGUCACACGAAGUAUAUACCUAUCUAUGAAGAGUAUCCGCUGAAUGUUUUGUUUAAGGGCUUUUGACAUUGCUUAGGUCAAAACUCAAAAUUCAUUUUUAGAUACUUUUAUAGAUAUAGAAUUUUAUAUUUGUAAUUAGAUCCUGAAAAGCCCAAUUGGGAGUAUCUAAUAUUGUAUAAUAAUAAUAAUAAGGGCGCGUGUCAAUGAUGCGUCCGACUAAAAAUUCCCAUAUUCAGACAAUCUUGGACACAACUGGUUGAGACUAUUUCCCCCCCAUAGAAAAUUCGCGCAUUUUUAUGAUAAACUCCACGUUGAAUCAUGUUGCCAUUUUUAAACCCCCGCUCCCCCAACUCAAUGUUGAGCUUGUAUCAUGGUAUAUUACCAAAAGUUGUUUCGGCGUUGUUCACAACAUUGAACUGGGGGGAGGGGGGACAAAGUUUGUUUUGUCAAUGUUCAAUAACUUUGUAAUAUUAGCUGAAAUGGUCUCAAGGGUUUUGUCCAAGAUUGUCUGAAGCACACUGAAUUUAAUUGUGCAUUAUAACUCAAUCUUUUUUAAUUUUCUUCCACUCCAGUAGUCUGAAAGACGGAUAUACACGUUACUUCUUGUUUUUCGAGCAAUAUAUAUAUAUUCGUUUGCAUGAAAAGUGAGCAAAAUAAUGCCUAUUCGAACUUGUCACAUCCUAAAAUAUACGCAUGAAACGCAUGAAUUUUUCUUGUUGUUUCAUCUAAAAUAUAUAGUUUUCUACUGCCAGAAGCGAGUAAUAUCAUGUUACUAGGGCAUAGAGGUCGAGACACAUGCAUUGGGAUUUAAUUCAAUUAUGUAAAUAUCACGUUCAAGUGUUGCUGUGUAUAGGUAUGAAAAUAGCUGUGUAGACAACGUUUAGCAUGUCCAUGAUUCCAUUUCUUUUGAAACUCUGUAGAAAUGUUCUGUAGCAGUAGCUAAUUGGUUCAAAUGGACCAGGGAACGUUCGCACGUUAGAGUGAAUAGGCGUUUUCUGAGCAAACCAUGUUAUCAAGUUUGACCAAUUCGGUUACUUUUAGUGUUGGAUAUGUUUUUACAUUCACUAUACGAAGCUUUCAAUGAUGAUAUGGAAUAAGGUAGAAAUCAAGUUUACCAAAAAUCCAAUAAAUAAUUUACUUUCAUCCAGACGUGUAUUAUGUCCUCCUAAUUAAUUUCCCUUUACUUACAAUAUAAAUAUAGAUUUUGUAUCGCCUGGAACGAUUGCUAAUAUGGAUAAAAAUUUCGGUUACCUACAGUCCUUGCAGUGUAACAUAUAUUUAAUAAUUUUUCCUCCAUCGCAACACUAACUUAUCUGCCUUUCUAACCAUAACUCUCAAACAAUUGGUAUGCUUGUAAAAUUCCCAUAUUCAGACAAUCUUGGACACAACUGGUUGCGACUAUUUCCCCCCCAUAGAAAAUUCGCGCAUUUUUAUGAUAAACUCCACGUUGAAUCAUGUUGCCAUUUUUAAACCCCCGCUCCCCCAACUCAAUGUUGAGCUUGUAUCAUGGUAUAUUACCAAAAGUUGUUUCGGCGUUGUUCACAACAUUGAACUGGGGGGAGGGGGGGACAAAGUUUGUUUUGUCAAUGUUCAAUAACUUUGUAAUAUUAGCUGAAAUGGUCUCAAGGGUUUUGUCCAAGAUUGUAGGUUGAAAGUUCACAGUCUGGCACUAUACUGUAGGUUUAUGGUAGGGUACUGUUUACUUGUUUAGGUAUUAGGUUUACGUUGGUUGGUUCCAUCGCAUGCUUUCAGGGAUAUUUCUGUGGGUUAUCCAGUUUUUGUUGCUCAGUUUUUGUUGACUAAACAACAAUUAAUUCUCGUGCACGAGUACCUUAAACCUAAUUUGACUCAGUUGAAUUGUGCAACGACAACCUCGAAAUUGAAACCAAUCGAAAUUCAAUAAUUUAUAUCCUAUCCAAGCUUGAUUGGUAAAUUGCACUGUUCUUUGCAAUUUGUUUCUUUAAUUCAACGUGAAAUAAAAUUAAGAGGCUCAGAUAUUUAUUUCAUUUAUUGCUUCUGUAGCCAAAGACAACAUGUUAUCUGGCGUAGUGGACAUAUGUGCCUCACCCAAUGUUCACGUGGUCACUGAGGCAAUUGUUGAUGCUGUGACCUCACUGAAUCCAAAGAUUCGUUACGUGCUUGGCUGGGAUGCAAACUUAAUUUGGCUGUGGCUUUCAAGGCUGUCGUCUGGUGUUGGAGAUUUUUUGAAACGUCACAUAUCUAAAAUAGAAAUCCCUGACAAAUUACAACGAAUGUAA
Molecule: messenger RNA, 14558 nt
Organism: Paramuricea clavata
Lineage: Eukaryota; Metazoa; Cnidaria; Anthozoa; Malacalcyonacea; Plexauridae
Source: the annotation of a GenBank genome assembly